AUGCUGAAAUCAACUGCUACAAGAUCGAUAACAAAAUUAUCUCCACUUUACAACGUCCCAUCUGCCACAUACAGGGCAUGUUUGGUAAGCAGGAGAUUUUAUUCUCCUCCUGCAGCGGGCGUGAAAUUGGACGACAAUUUCUCACUAGAAACCCAUACCGAUAUUCAGGCUGCUGCAAAAGCACAGGCUAGUGCCCGUGCUAGUGCAUCAGGGACCACCCCUGAUGCCGUAGUAGCUUCUGGUAGCACUGCGAUGAGCCAUGCUUAUCAAGAAAACACUGGUUUUGGUACCCGUCCCAUAUAUCUUGACAUGCAAGCCACUACUCCAACAGACCCUAGGGUUUUGGAUACCAUGCUGAAGUUUUAUACGGGACUUUAUGGUAAUCCUCAUUCGAACACUCACUCUUACGGUUGGGAAACAAAUACUGCUGUGGAGAAUGCUAGAGCUCACGUAGCCAAGAUGAUCAAUGCAGACCCUAAGGAAAUAAUAUUUACGUCGGGGGCAACCGAAUCUAAUAAUAUGGUUCUCAAAGGUGUCCCAAGAUUUUACAAGAAGACUAAGAAACACAUCAUCACCACUAGAACGGAACACAAGUGUGUUUUGGAGGCUGCAAGAGCAAUGAUGAAGGAAGGGUUUGAAGUCACUUUCCUAAAUGUGAACGAUCAAGGCCUCAUCGAUUUGAAGGAAUUGGAAGAUGCCAUCAGACCAGAUACCUGUCUCGUCUCUGUUAUGGCUGUUAAUAAUGAAAUUGGUGUCAUUCAACCCAUUACAGAAAUUGGUGCAAUUUGCAGAAAGAAUAAGAUCUACUUCCACACGGAUGCUGCACAAGCUUACGGUAAGAUUCACAUUGAUGUUAACGAAAUGAACAUCGAUUUACUAUCAAUUUCAUCUCACAAGAUUUACGGUCCAAAGGGUAUCGGUGCAAUCUAUGUAAGAAGAAGACCAAGAGUUAGAUUAGAACCUUUACUAUCCGGCGGUGGCCAAGAGAGAGGGUUAAGAUCAGGUACUUUGGCACCUCCAUUGGUAGCGGGGUUCGGUGAAGCUGCAAGAUUGAUGAAGAAAGAAUUUGACAACGAUCAAGCUCACAUCAAAAGACUGUCCGAUAAACUAGUGAAAGGUCUAUUAUCCGCUGAACAUACCACGUUGAACGGAUCUCCAGAUCAUCGUUAUCCAGGUUGUAUCAACGUCUCUUUCGCCUAUGUGGAAGGUGAGUCUUUAUUGAUGGCCCUAAGGGAUAUCGCAUUAUCCUCGGGUUCAGCCUGCACAUCCGCUUCCUUAGAACCUUCUUAUGUUUUACAUGCGUUGGGUAAGGACGAUGCAUUGGCCCAUUCUUCCAUCAGAUUUGGUAUCGGUAGAUUUAGCACCGAGGAGGAAGUCGACUAUGUCGUUAAGGCCGUUUCUGACAGAGUAAAAUUCUUGAGGGAACUUUCACCAUUAUGGGAAAUGGUUCAAGAAGGUAUUGACUUAAAUUCUAUUAAAUGGUCAGGUCAUUGA
This is a messenger RNA of Saccharomyces paradoxus, 1494 nucleotides long. It is a transcript of the gene NFS1, whose product is annotated as cysteine desulfurase. The transcript has a single exon. NCBI's taxonomy places the organism in Eukaryota, Fungi, Ascomycota, Saccharomycetes, Saccharomycetales, Saccharomycetaceae. The record is from RefSeq and is a predicted model, not a curated record. The coding region runs from base 1 to 1494 and encodes 497 amino acids. Gene Ontology annotation, cellular component: nucleus; cytosol; mitochondrion. Gene Ontology annotation, molecular function: cysteine desulfurase activity; pyridoxal phosphate binding. Gene Ontology annotation, biological process: [2Fe-2S] cluster assembly.